CAAGCGCGCGAGCUGGGCCGGAGCCCGCCUGGCAGCCCGCGGAGCCGAUCGCCGCGAGCGGAGCGCCUGGGUGGUGACGGCUACGCGCGCGAUGGCUCCGGCCGCGGAUCGCGAGGGCUACUGGGGCCGCACGACCUCCACGCUGGACUGGUGCGAAGAGAACUACGCGGUGACCUGGUACAUGGCCGAGUUCUGGAAUACAGUGAGUAACCUGAUUAUGAUUAUACCUCCAAUUUUUGGUGCAAUUCAGAGUGUUAAAGAUGGACUGGAAAAGCGGUACAUUGCUUCUUACUUAGCACUCACAGUCGUAGGAAUGGGAUCCUGGUGCUUCCACAUGACUCUGAAAUAUGAAAUGCAGCUUUUGGAUGAACUCCCAAUGAUUUAUAGCUGUUGUAUUUUUGUGUACUGCAUGUUUGAAUGUUUCAAGGUCAAGAACUCAGUAAACUACCAUCUGCUUUUCACCUUAGUUCUAUUCAGUUUAAUAGUAACCACAGUUUACCUUAAGGUAAAGGAGCCUAUAUUCCAUCAGGUCAUGUAUGGAAUGUUGGUCUUCACAUUAGUACUUCGAUCUAUUUAUAUUGUUACAUGGGUUUAUCCAUGGCUUAGAGGACUGGGUUAUACAUCUUUGGGUAUAUUUUUAUUGGGAUUUUUAUUAUGGAACAUAGAUAACAUCUUUUGUGUUUCACUGAGGAACUUUCGAAAGAAGGUGCCACCUGUCAUAGGUGUUUCCACACAAUUUCAUGCAUGGUGGCAUCUUUUAACUGGCCUUGGUUCUUAUCUUCACAUCCUUUUCAGUGUAUAUACAAGAACACUUUACCUGAGAUGGAGGCCAAAAGUGAAGUUUCUCUUCGGAAUCUGGCCAAUGAUCCUGUUUGAGCCUCUCAGGAAGCACUGUUGAAUUAUUCCACCAAGAAAACAAAACAAAGCCAAGCAAAGAAAACCACCUACCAUUGGCCUGGCCAUAUGAAUAAGGAAAUCCUUAAAGAUCUACACGUUCGUGACCAUCGCAGCAAAGGAGUGACGUUCUGACAGACGCUCCCAGCCACACAGCGAAUGAGGAUGGGGCUUGUUGGUUGUUUAGCUCACGUCUUUAUCUUAUUUCUCCUCCUCUUCCACACCCUUACCCUAAGAUGUUUAAAAAGAAACAGACAUGAUGUGUAUGUAUAUACUUGAAUGCUAGAAAAAUUGGGCUUUUCUUAACAGGUUAACAGUUUGUGCUAAUGAUAGGAAAUUAACCUUUCCCUCUUUUUUGACAAGGGUUGCAUGUGAAUUAUACUUUUCUUAAUAUUUGAUUAAAUAACGAAAACAGCGAGGCUGGUAAAACCCCAUAUCCAGAUGGCCAGCUGUGAGCCCACACUUAGCUGUGUCAGCCUUGAUUUAUAUUAUUGUCAUAGUAACCUCAUGGAUGGUUUUCCAAAGUUAAAAAAGAAAACAACAAAAAAAGAGCUAUCAGUGGGAUUCUGGUAGUUCUUCACUGUCUGCUUCUGAGCUAGUCGGAGCGUCAAAAGCAAGCUUAGACCUGCCACUGUGUUCUGUACUUGUCACAUCCCAGCUCUGGCAUUUCUGUGUGUGGCCACAGCCAAUCAGAGUGGGUGGGUCAUCUUGUAACCUUUAUGAAGGCCACGAAGACAUCUCUAUAAUGUUGUGUCUCCAGCCAGUUAAAGGUGGUUGUUCUGUUUCCUUUGAUCUUUACAGAUCUUUAAGUUGUUACUGUUUUUAUGGCUCAGCAAACAUGAUGGGUGGUCUGGCCUAUCCAUAUUCCAUCCUCCUAGCAUAAUUUAUUUGAAGUUACUAGUGAAUGUCAUAUACUCUGACUUUUUAAAUUAUGCAAUAUUUUCCAGUUUUCAGAGAGGCUAUGGUUAUGCCCAGGGAAAUGUGUUAACUAAGAGCUAAGUGAUCAGGAUCCUAUUUACAUAAAGCUUAUUAGAAUACUUACUCCUUCAUUUUUUGAAGGAAAUAGAUAUAAGUGUUAAGAAUAGCUCUAACGUACUUGAACUUGUAACAGAACUCCCAAAAAUUAAAGUGCUAAAAAAUGGCAGUGAGAUCUCAUUGUAAGGCAGCUAGUUCUAAUUUGGGUUUGAUUGUAUAUCUAACAAAUUCUAAUACUUUUCACAAACAUAACACCUGUCUGGAUUUAAAAACCUGAUUUAACCCCUUUGUUCAUAUAUUACCAUAUUUGUAGCUCUAUACCAUUUAGCAUUUUUAUUACUUUUCCUGCUUAUACAUUAUUAUAAAAUCUAGAUUGUUUUUACCACAUGGUGACAUUACCCCAGAUUAAAUCCUGAGCCACAGCUUCAAAAGGAAACUCCUUUUUCUUAUGCAAAGGUAUUAAACAGUUAUGUCAUUUUUCCGGUAUUCAGUAAGUAGCCUUAGCACAAGUUUAAAACCAAUACAGAUUGUGUUGUUUUUCUUCACCUACUGGCCUUAGUUUUAGUCCAAGUACUAUUUUCCUUCCCUUAGCAUGCCAGCAUGCCAUUAGGCAGAUACUUCCACCUACUUUUAUGAUCCUGCAGCAUGAAAAGCACUUGCCAAAAACUAAAUCUAAAAGAACUUUG
Messenger RNA from Rhinolophus ferrumequinum (greater horseshoe bat), 2555 nucleotides. RefSeq names its product alkaline ceramidase 3 (gene ACER3). Bases 92 to 898 code for a protein of 268 amino acids. Gene Ontology annotation, biological process: ceramide metabolic process; phytosphingosine biosynthetic process. The record is from RefSeq and is a predicted model, not a curated record. Lineage: Eukaryota; Metazoa; Chordata; Mammalia; Chiroptera; Rhinolophidae. Gene Ontology annotation, cellular component: endoplasmic reticulum membrane. The transcript is spliced from 11 exons.